AUGCACCGCCCUGCUGCUCGUCUACCGGUGCACUUUCUGGUGGACAUUGACCACACGCUGGUGCAUCCCGUCUACAGGCGUGUUGCGGGCAACAACUCAGACACCACGAGGUGCAGAAGCGGUCCACUGCCGCCAGCGAGUGCGUGGGGGUGGUGGCUGCUGAACUACGUGGACGGCCGCGUCACUCACGUGCGGCUUCGGCCUCAUGUUGUGCCAUUCCUGUCACACGUGCUCCUGGAUCGCUCGCUGGACACCAGCGAGACGGAGGUGCAUGUAUCCCUUUAUACACGCCAGAGCGCGGCCUACUGCGCCGCCAUUGCGCAUCAGGUGCUGCUGCCAGCCCUCGCACAGUCCAAGGGCAAGCCGUUGCACGAGUUUCGCCGUAAUGACGUCUUUCACAGACUCUUCGGUGGGGAACGCUGUGUGCGAGGCAAGUUCGAGGCAACAUAUUGGCUGAACCCGUCUCCUGGCCUCCUAUCUGAGGGCAGCCCUGCUGAUCAGCGACAGUUGGGGGAGGCCACAGCAUCCCUAGAGUGGCGCAAGACGAUCUUCGUUUUGCCCAGCCCCCUCACCACGUUGCUCGUCGAUGACCGCUGCGUGAACUUCCGCGUCACGGAACUGCGCACCGGCCAUGGCGUGCUGGUCCCGUCUUACUACGCCGACGCAGUGGCGUGUGCAGCAGAUGACUGCUUUCGCGUGCCGCCGACUGACAGCCUCUACGAUGUCAUCGGCAUGGAUCUUGACGGAAGAGGUGGCGGCGUACCAAGCGGGCGUGCGAUGCUCGGUCGUGUAGACGUCAACGACGUCGUCGUUGGUUUGCUGGACGUCCUGGAGGCCUUUGUGCAGUGCUGCCACUCCCAUCGUUGUGCCAUCGAGGCAAUGCACGGUGGCUCUGCAGGCAUGUCUAGCCCUGGGGAGCGAACGUCUUGUGCAGCGCGUCCGCCGGUAGACGCGGCGCUGAGCAACUUCAACUUCUUUGAACGCUCGCCGCUCUACCGCCAACAGUGGAAUGCGUUCCACGCCCACCGCGCGGACCUUCUGCACAGCUACUUCACCGGUUGA
Messenger RNA from Leishmania mexicana MHOM/GT/2001/U1103, 1062 nucleotides. RefSeq lists its product as hypothetical. The transcript has a single exon. The record is from RefSeq and is a predicted model, not a curated record. The coding region runs from base 1 to 1062 and encodes 353 amino acids. Lineage: Eukaryota; Euglenozoa; Kinetoplastea; Trypanosomatida; Trypanosomatidae.